This is a messenger RNA of Miniopterus natalensis, 3801 nucleotides long. It is a transcript of the gene SGCD, whose product is annotated as sarcoglycan delta. NCBI's taxonomy places the organism in Eukaryota, Metazoa, Chordata, Mammalia, Chiroptera, Miniopteridae. The record is from RefSeq and is a predicted model, not a curated record. Gene Ontology annotation, cellular component: sarcolemma; sarcoglycan complex. Gene Ontology annotation, biological process: cardiac muscle tissue development; heart contraction.
ACGUGGCAGACGCCUCCAUCCUCUGGGACUUGGAGAGAGCUGUACUGGACCCUGUGUGGAAGUCAAGAAAACUCUCUCUUUCGUGGUGGCCUGAGGAGAUUAUCUCAGCCCCAAUGUUGCCCUGAAUCCUGUGUUCAAGAUUCAAGAAAAUUGGGACUGUGAAGAUGCCUCAGGAGCAGUACGCACACCACCGGGGCGCCAUGCCCGGCUCCGAGGGGCCGCAGGUGUACAAGGUGGGCAUCUACGGCUGGCGGAAAAGAUGCCUGUACUUCUUCGUCCUGCUGCUGAUGAUUUUAAUACUGGUGAACUUGGCCAUGACCAUCUGGAUUCUCAAAGUCAUGAACUUCACAAUCGAUGGAAUGGGAAACUUGAGAAUCACAGAAAAAGGUCUAAAGCUGGAAGGAGACUCAGAAUUCUUGCAACCUCUCUACGCCAAAGAAAUCCAGUCCCGCCCGGGUAAUGCCCUGUACUUCAAAUCAGCCAGAAACGUGACAGUGAACAUUCUCAAUGACCAGACUAAAGUGCUCACUCAGCUAAUAACAGGUCCAAAGGCCGUAGAAGUAUAUGGCCAAAGGUUUGAAGUAAAGACAGUUUCUGGAAAGUUGCUCUUCUCUGCAGAUAACAGUGAAGUGGUAGUCGGAGCUGAGAGAUUGCGAGUUUUAGGAGCAGAGGGCACAGUGUUCCCUAAAUCUAUAGAGACACCUAAUGUCAGGGCAGACCCCUUCAAGGAACUAAGGUUGGAGUCCCCAACCCGGUCUCUGGUGAUGGAGGCCCCAAAAGGAGUAGAAAUAAAUGCAGAAGCCGGCAAUCUGGAAGCCACCUGCAGAACAGAGCUGAGACUGGAGUCCAAAGACGGAGAGAUUAAGUUAGAUGCUGCGAAAAUCAAACUACCUAGACUGCCUCACGGAUCCUACACGCCCGCGGGGACGAGGCAGAAGGUCUUCGAGCUCUGCGUCUGCGCCAAUGGGAGAUUAUUCCUGUCCCAGGCAGGCACCGGCUCCACUUGUCAGAUAAACACAAGUGUCUGCCUCUGAGAGACUCUCCAUAGCGGACGCUGUCGGCAGCAGAGGGCCUUUUGCUGGCUUCAGACACUGGCUGCCAGUUAUUUUUACUAGAACACAGAAAGCCUAUCAAAGACCUUGCGUGUGUGUGCGGGUGCGUGCGCGUGUGCGUGUGUGUAUGCGUGAGUGGGUGGGUAUAAAUAUAUAUAAAUAUAUAUAAAUAAAUAUAUAUAUCCUCUGUAUAAAAUGAGGUUUCAGUACAAAAGGAACCACGGGUGACCCUGUGAUAUCCAGUCAUUUCCAUCCCCACCCCACCACCUACAUGAGAAAAGCAAAACACCGAUUCAGGCUCAGCAUUCCCCAGACCCUUCAGAGUCCCUCAGUGUAUCGGACACUUGCCACAUACUCACCCACACCUUCGAGUAACAGCAUUUCUCCUCCAUUCGUCAUUUCGGGGCAGCGAUGGCGGGAAUCUCCAAGUCACGUUCAAGCGCUGAGACCCAGGAAUUACAAAUGGACCUUUGGUUUCCUUUAGUAAGGCUGGCCAGCUUCUCCCUCCUAAGUCAGGGAGGGGCAGUGCCACAGAAGUCAGCCGUAGAGAUUCAAAUGGCUGGCCUACCUUCGCAGUCAAAUGUUUGGGGGCUUUUGUCGUUGGAUGAGUGAGGGGGAGGAAUUUUAGAAAAGUGCGAACUGCUCGCCCAACUCCUGCUCUCUUCCUUCCUCCCAACUCACAUAUUACCCCCCAGUCAAAAGAGGAAUCACAAAUCAGCACAAAAUAGGCAAACAGCUGCUCCUCCAACAGCUGGAAGCUACUCUGACCUUACAGGCAAAGAGUAAGUGGGUGAUAUGUCUCUGUUUAAGGGGGGAAAUGGCUCAAAAUCUGUUCAUCCUCACUUCUGACGGACUCAGUAGACUCCAACCCAAAAUGAUUGGGCUGAUCAAAAUUAACAAGAGCAGAACCCCUAACCCAAGAGGAGCCAUUUGGAGACAGAAGUCUAAAAGUAGCAUUGGGAACCUCAUUAUUUUUACAUUUCCUGGGGUUGGUAGACGAUUUAGAGACAUGCCUUUUAUUUCUAAAGGCAUGCACACUCACUGACUUGGAUCUUAUGUAUUUUUUGCGGUGUAGGGAGAGUCAUAUUCCUAAAUCCACCAUUAUUUUUUCUCCAAGAAUAACAGAUCUGAAGUACUACACACCCCGCCCCCCAGAAGUGCUCACUGAAAUGUAACAUAAACUGAGUCAAGUGUCUUUAUCGGAAUCACUGUGUCCCCUGGGCCCAGCAGUGCCCUCUCCCCCACACGUAGUGGAAGCAGCUCUGAUUCCCGCCAUCAGCUAUUGCCCAUCCCUCCGCCUCCAUCCUCACGCUCCAGGGUCACCCUGGCCGGCUCUUGUGCUGGGACAGGGGAUUACACCAUCUCUGUUCAAAGAGGGGGAAAUGUGCCUAUGCCUUAAGUCAAUGCACUCAGCAAGGAGAAGCACAUACUAUUUAUCUUGUCCUUUCCUGUAGUUUACUUUGGGUGAUUGGAGGGGAAUGGUUUAGUAAUGACUGGGCAUCUUCAGGGCAGGUCGACAAGCCAAGCGGCUGACAGAUGUGGACUCUGAGGAGCCCAGGAUGGAGACAAGCCUGGCUUAGACAGUCCUGGAUGCCCCUUAGCAAGGAGUGGCCCCACAAUCCUAAAUGAAGUUGUACUUGUAGGCAUGAAUGGCAUUUUUUUUUUGUUUCUCAACAAGGUCCUAAUUUUUUUCUUACUUCACAAGCAGGGUAAGAUUUGUCAUAGGAGAUUAAAAAAAAAAAAAAAAAAAAAGGCUGGAUAUUUUUGAGUUGACACUCAAGCAUUGAGCUAAGGCUUACACACAGGAUGCAAGAGCAAGCUGUGUGUUGCUUAGUCACUUAGAAGUAGGGGGAGGAGGGCUGGUCCCAGCCUGGCCUGACCAUGGCCCUGCUGGCUUCCAGACCCCAGGCUCCCUCUACUCACUCUUGCUCAAUGUCCCACAUAGAAGAAUUGGGUUGUUCAAGGGCAAGAUCAUAAGAUUGCUUAGUUUAUAGCACUAGGGUCUAAAAAAGAAAAUAACAAAAAGCUUUCAAAUUGCUCUGGAUCAGGAUUGUUUAUAUCCUGUAGGAUCAUGUUGCCAGAAUCUGCAUUGUCCACACAGGGCUUUGCUAAGCCAGGAAAGGCCCCCCUGGCUACUGGGAGCAUUGACCCCGUAUCAUGCAGAUAAACAGUAGUAGCUGUGAGGUCCUUUGUGGCUGAAAACCUUAAGACAGAGUUUUUUAAAGCAGGCAGACCAUCUUAGCAUUUUGCCAUCUUCAGUACACAAUUUAUGGAUUACAAGCAAACAAAAGGUUCUUGAACCUCUGAUUUUGUUAUAAUCAUCCUGUGGGAGUCUGAGAUCAGCACCUUGAGAAUUUUAUAACAAUUAAAAAAAAAAAUUGGCAUGAUCCCACUUACAAAAGCUUAUCCUAAAGGUAAUCACAUCACAAAUAAACUAGAAAUAAUAAUAGCAGCCAGGAACAGAAAUGAAGCACCUGUGGGGAACAGACAUGAUAUAAAAUCCUAAUUUCCAUUUGUGCCAAGUGACCACAACAUGCCAGGCAAUGAGCAGGAAACUUGCACAGAUUAAGCUAUGUAUUUCCGUUCAAACUCUAGAAUGUGGUAAAAUGCAGCCUAAGUUCUUCAGUGUACAUUUUAUUUUCUCCCUAUUUCCACUAGAAUAUUUGUCCAUGGUCACAAGUGUUACCUGAAUUCUGGAAAAGAUAUAUAUCUUUUACAUUAAAAUCUGAGAUCCUUUAAUUUUAAAAAA